This is a messenger RNA of Myxocyprinus asiaticus (Chinese sucker), 1285 nucleotides long. RefSeq names its product RAB9B, member RAS oncogene family (gene rab9b). Gene Ontology annotation, cellular component: lysosome; phagocytic vesicle; late endosome. Gene Ontology annotation, biological process: retrograde transport, endosome to Golgi; Rab protein signal transduction. Gene Ontology annotation, molecular function: GTPase activity; GTP binding. The transcript has 2 exons. The record is from RefSeq and is a predicted model, not a curated record. The coding region runs from base 100 to 708 and encodes 202 amino acids. Lineage: Eukaryota; Metazoa; Chordata; Actinopteri; Cypriniformes; Catostomidae.
CACGGACGCACGCGCGUGAAAUCUCAACAGCAGCAGCAGCAACACUGCGCGCGGUGCAGUAUGAGGUUACACUGAGCACUUGUGAUAUCGGAGGCCGUUAUGAGUGGGAAGAGCCUCUUACUAAAGGUCAUUCUCCUGGGAGAUGGCGGCGUGGGGAAAAGCUCCCUCAUGAACCGCUACGUGACCGACCGUUUCGACUCGCAGUCGUUCCACACCAUCGGCGUGGAAUUCCUCAACCGCGACCUCGAAAUUGACGGUCGACUUGUCACCCUCCAGAUCUGGGACACUGCGGGCCAGGAACGCUUCAAGAGCCUGCGUACACCCUUCUACCGUGGCGCAGACUGCUGCCUGCUCACGUUUGCCGUGGAUGACCUGCAGAGCUUCCAAAACCUAGGCUGCUGGAAGAAGGAGUUCAUGUAUUACUCAGACAUACGAGACCCGGAGCGCUUUCCCUUCGUGGUGCUCGGAAACAAGGUGGACAAGGAAGAACGCGAAGUUGGUGAGGACGAAGCCAGGGCUUGGUGCGAGGAAAACGGCUGCUGCCCAUACUUUGAGACCAGCGCAAAGGACGACACCAACGUGGCGGCCGCUUUUGAGGCAGCUGUUCAGGAAGUUCUAGCCGGGGAGGACCCGAUUGAUCAAACCCUGCUGAGUAGCACCAUUGAUCUCCAUGGAAACCGCAAAGUGGCUCGUUCUUCUUGCUGUUGAGGUGCCUCCAAAUUGGUCCUGGCCUUGUGGCUUCAUAGCUAGGAACUUACAAUCUCUUGCUGGUAUGCUUGAGGGCUGUCUGUGCGGUACAGGCACAAUUGUAGUCAGAUGUGUCUCUUUGACAAAUUGGCUACAUGCGUAACAGAAUAAUGGUCCUAUGUAACAGUAAAGGUAUUUUAUAAAUAUUUAUGUCUCCACAGUCUGGCACAAACAACAUAUUCCAUGCUGAUUUCUCUGCCAAAGGCUUGUCUGCUUGUGAAGUUGUGCUUUUAUAAUAUUAUUUAAUGAUGGCUUCAUGUCCUGGAGAUCACCACCGGCUCUGAUCUCCAAGAGCGCACACAGUGCUGAUCUAGCCUCUCUCGCAGCAUUUUACUUUUUAAUUGUUUUAUGGUAUCGCGGUACACCUUUUUGUCCGAUAUUCCAAUUUACUGUACAUAACCCAAGACUGGCGUAUUACAGAGCCCCUUACAGGACAGGAAGGAUAUUUAUUUUCUGAAAUAGUUUUGCAUUCCAUCGCAAUUAUUUUGGGUUCCCUUGCAGUAGUUUUAUCAGUCCUUUACAAAAAGUAACUAUAGUU